AUGGAGGAGGAGUCAAUGUCAGGGCAUAGCUGUUCUGAAGACGAUAUCAGCGUCGGGCGACCGUCGCCCGCGCCGUCGCGGUCUCCCUCGCCCCAGGAUUACUUUAGGCCGUUGAAGAGAUUGAAGAUGGCCUCCGAGCCGGUGGAGGAGAGACGGGGCGAAGGCGUCAAGAGUUUUUCGAUUUUGGACAUUUUGUCGCACAGCCCGCGUACUCCGCCGCGCAUUGUCCGCCCGUGGGACGCGUCGGGUUUCGAGCGGUUGCAGCGGCUGCAGAGGUUGGCUGGUGCCGCGCUGUUGGACGGCGAGAGAUGGAGGUUAGCAGCUCUGGGUCUGCUUCGGCCGAGGGAGAUGACGGAAUGCUGUGACAGCGCUUCGGAGAGGUCGUCUUCAGCGUCCGAUUGCUGCUCGGAGCCGCGACGCGCGCCGCAGCAAGGAACGGCUCCUCAUACACCCCUGGAUGCACUGUUCCACAUGACGAGCAAGACUUUCGAAGCUAACAAUCCUGACAAUGGAGAUAACGAUAAUGAUCAACUAGGAUUUAGUUACAAUUUGGGAUCUAGCUAA
This is a messenger RNA of Leptosia nina, 564 nucleotides long. The record is from the annotation of a GenBank genome assembly. Lineage: Eukaryota; Metazoa; Arthropoda; Insecta; Lepidoptera; Pieridae.